Effrenium voratum is the source of this 1209-nucleotide messenger RNA. The record is from the annotation of a GenBank genome assembly. NCBI's taxonomy places the organism in Eukaryota, Dinophyceae, Suessiales, Symbiodiniaceae.
AGUGAGCUGCUCAAGUGGACCUGAUAGCUUCAUUCUGCGCCCUUACUUGUUGAGCCUCAGCCAAGGCGAGCCAUGCCCCCCAAGCGCGGCAAGACCGGUCCGCGCGGUGACGCCUGGGCCGCAGACGCCUGGGCUGCAGACGCCUGGGCUGCAGACGCCUGGGCCGCAGACGCCUGGGCUGCCGACAAUGGAUGGGGAUCCAAUGGAUGGGCAUCUGGCUGGGCAUCUGGUCGGUCAACAAAGUAUUCUACCGCCCCGUCAAGCGCUUCAGUGAAGCCGGCGGAGGAGCUGAAGCUGAUGGCGGCGAAAGCCAAGGACAUCUACGAGGAGUUGCCCCGAACUGGCAAGAAACUUUGGAAGGUCCUAGGGACGUGCAUCCAGAACACCCUGUCCGCGGGGGUGAUUCAUUUUGAACGCGACCUUCGCGUGGAGUUGGAUACAGCCGUUGGCGAACAUACAUUGCAGCGGCAAAGCGGGUCCCAGUGGAUCUUGAGCAUGGGGAGCAGCAAAUACUACAUCUCCGUCCGGGCCGAGGUGCUGGGGAACCCGGACUUGCUGUCAGAGCUGAAGCGUACCACCCGGGCGGUGAAAGCCACGUUGUUGAACAACGGGGCGGAAUGGCUCCACGACUUGGUCGACAACCCGCACUUGAAGAGCUCCUUUCUGCAGAGCGCUCACAACUACCAGGAUGAGGACCAGGGCAAAGGCGGCCGAAGAAGCGCUGGCGAGGUGGAGGGGGAACUCUGCGAGAUUUGCAGCAAGCCCUGGGGCCAGGACCGGGUGGGGGGGAAACACAUGUGCCGCAUCGUGGUGAGCUUCCAUUGCUGCGCCUCCAAAUGGACCAGCAUGGCUGCGCGCUACAAUCACGAGGAAGCCCGAGUCAUGGGCCAAAAGUGCAAGAAGUGCGGAAACUACGGCAAGCCCAGCGACAAGUGGCAAUUGGCGGACAAUGUCAUGCCCGGCGAAGGCACCAAGCCGCACCGCAGCGAGCUCUGCGAGACAUGCGAGAAGUACGGCAAUUGCCGGGGCGCUUUCUCGGAUCCCUUCGUGGUGGCCAGCGCGCUGGAGAUGUACUGCGGCUGGCCGGCGCGCUGGCAGAAGCACGGCGCGGCCGCGGUCUGGACGGCCAAGGUGGAGGACGCCAUUGUGGUGCUGCAGCCGCACGUGCACGUGGCGGAGUAUUGGUGACCAUGGGUGUGUCUCUUGGGG